CAAAGAGAAUCUGCCAAUCCCACCACAUCUUCCACCAAAUUUAGCCAAAUUAAAGCCAUCACUUUCAAUCUCCAAAAGAAAUAUCCAUCAAAAAUCACCCAUCCCACUAAUGUAAAUCAUCUUUCCUCAAAGCCGAACCCUCCUCGCAGUUUUACAAAGUUGCAUCCAUUACCAUCAUGGUAGGGUUUCUUUUUAAUUCGGUAGGAAUCAAGCAAAUAUCUUUGUGUUUUUCAUUCUUAACUAGGGUUGGAUCGUGGAUGGAUAAUAUAAUAACCCCCUUUUGGUUCUUGUUGUUGGGUGUUUUUUAUACACCAAUUCAAAUGGGAUGCACUCCACGUGUUUGAUGAAAGUCCCCAAUGACGAUUAUGAGUUGAGAAACUGGAAACAUGGCUCAUCAGAAUAUUCAAAAUCAAGAUUUGAACUUGGUCUUGUCCAGUGAUGCUAAGCCUAGACUCAAAUGGACUCCUGAGCUUCAUCAACGAUUCGUCGAUUCCGUCACUCAACUUGGAGGCCCAGAGAAAGCAACACCAAAAUCUUUGAUGAGAGUAAUGGGCAUUCAUGGGCUUACUUUGUACCACCUAAAGAGUCAUUUGCAGAAAUAUAGGUUGGGGAAGAUUCAGCAGUCACCAGCCUGCAGUGGAAAUAUGCAAGAAGAGUUUGCGGAUGAUCAUAGAAGUGAUAUAACCAGUAUCGAUCACAACGAUGAAACCCCAAAUCAGAUUAAUGAAAGCUUGAAGAUUGCUCAGGCUCUACAGAUGCAAAUGGAGGUGCAGAGGAAACUUCAUGAACAAAUAGAGGUACAAAGACAUUUGCAGCUGAGAAUUGAAGCUCAAGGCAAGUAUCUCCAAUCGGUAUUAAGAAAAGCACAAGACACACUUGCGGGAUACAAUUCGUCUGCUAUAGAAGUGGAAGCAGCAAAAGCCGAGCUUUCUCAUUUAGUUUCGAUGGUGGACAAUGGGUGUCCGAAUUCUUUAUCGGUACUUACGGAACUAGACGAUUCAACCUUAAAGAAAGAGGUCGAAAAGAACCCGAAAGCAUUGACAAUUGGAUCAUCGUUAGAAAGCUCGUUGACUUCAUCAGAGAGUUCUGGAAGACGGGAAAAUGAUGAUCAUGUUGUUCUGUCAUUGAUGGAGAUGAAUCCCCCUGCUAAAAAUGGAAGGAAGAGAAGUGGGAGCACAAUUUCAGAUGGGAAUUGUGAAGGUAAAAGAUUGCAGAAAGAUAGCAAGAGGUUUGAUUUGAAUAGUCAAUAUGUGAAUGACUUUGACUUUGACUUUGAGUCAAGGUCAAACACAUUGGACUUGAACUCCAACUGAAAUUAGGCUUCAAUAGGGGAACUUUUGGUGGUCUUUUGUGACAUUGGUGAUGGAUGAAAGGUUUAUGCUAUAUAUGUAUGUCAUUUAGAAA
This is a messenger RNA of Cynara cardunculus var. scolymus (artichoke), 1404 nucleotides long. RefSeq names its product myb family transcription factor PHL8. Gene Ontology annotation, molecular function: DNA-binding transcription factor activity; DNA binding. The record is from RefSeq and is a predicted model, not a curated record. NCBI's taxonomy places the organism in Eukaryota, Viridiplantae, Streptophyta, Magnoliopsida, Asterales, Asteraceae. The transcript has 7 exons. The coding region runs from base 387 to 1313 and encodes 308 amino acids.